CCGUCCCCCGGCCAGUGGACGAGCUUCACGACGUGCAUGACGACAGCGCAUAUGGUUUUCAUCUAACUCUCACUCUCCGGCGUCCGCGAUGUUUCCUGGAUGGUCUUUAAUUGUAUGUAUCAACUACUUCUGGGCGAUUUCGUGUGCUGUACUCGUUAUAUUUUUCCAUCUUAGCAGAUACGAUGCGGGAGUAUGUGAGUUGACAUGGAUCUUUUCCCUCUUUUCUCUCUCCACCCCGGGGUGGGGGUUGGCUGCAUUUGGAUUGAACACGUAUAGGAUGGAUGGGGGCGCCUGUAAGAACCGAGGGGUGCAUCCAGUAUGCCAACCGGGAGAUUGGAAAUCGCUGGCUACUGGGGAUGGUUGCCUAUAUAUAUGUGAAGCUGAUCUUGCCGAGUGCCUUAUUUGCCUCUGUACAAAUUACCGAGACGAUCCGCGCGAUGAGUCCCACGUAGCAACGACCAGUGAUCCACUAGUGCCAGAUCCCAUCAUCCAGCCAGCCAGCGGUGUCUGCCAGACCUUAGGGACUACUAGUAGGGUACGGUUGGACUGGGCUGGCUGUCCCGGUCCCAAAACCAGCUAGUAGAAGAAUGGCACUUAACGCCGAGGGACACGCAAAACCAGGCAGCGGUAGUGCUCCG
Molecule: messenger RNA, 638 nt
Organism: Aspergillus ibericus CBS 121593
Lineage: Eukaryota; Fungi; Ascomycota; Eurotiomycetes; Eurotiales; Aspergillaceae
Exons: 1
Coding region: 89-580 (163 amino acids)
Source: RefSeq, a predicted model, not a curated record